GAAUGUUACAUAUUAUACUGAAAAAUAAGUGAAAAGCAAAAGGACUUAGUGAUCAGACUGGGUCCAUGCUCCCCCCCUUCCCUCUCCCGCUCCUCUCAUUUCGCUACAUUUUUCUCUCGUUUUCGUUGGUCUCAGCUCUCGUGUGAUGUGUCUGUACGCUGCCCUAUCGCCAGUGAUUCCGGGGGCUGAAAAUCGCUAAGAAUGUGAUGCAGGAUUUGUAUUAAUUUGAAUUUUUGUUUGGUUUGACAUUGUCAGUUCCUAUCGUCCCGGUGUCUGUGAGCUUCAGUCGGGUAAGGGUGGCCGAUCCAAUAUGGCUGCCGUCCGAAGCCUUGGAGAGAUGCCGUUUAUUUUUCCCCCGUUUCCUCCUGCUCAGUCACUCUUUUGAUCACCGUAUAGUCGUGGUGACUUUCUAGACAUAUCAGUGGCCCUAUUCAUAAGUGUCUAUACGGCGUUAGGUGUGAGAUUGGCGGUGAGAAUCGAGGUUUUAGUGGUGGCUCCCUCCCCUUUGUUUCGAUCUGGCGAGCUGUAGUACGAAAUGAACAAGUUUGUGGCUGCGUUAUAUUCGGAGGUAAAACAACCUCCCUCUCCCUCCUCCUGCUCAAAACUUUUCAUUCAUGUUUGCCGCGCUUCCUCAUGCUACAGCUGCGCUUUCACAGAUCUUCGUCCCAUUUUUUAAAAAACAAACGGAAUUCUGAGGGAACGUCAAUAAUGUUUGAAAUUUGCUGUGAAUGUUGUGGUCAAGAGGCUGGGGAGGUAGGAGGGAGAUGAGCAGGGAAGUGAAGACAGAAGAGGCCGGAAUAAGGAUAACAUCAUCCACGAAAUAUAACUAUAGUACUCUAUCUUAGCGCUCAAUCAUUUGUCGAGGCAUGGCUUAAUCUUGCUUUAUCGCAUUUAGUUCAGCAUAUAUUCAAGAAGAGAGGUGAUGUUUAGCAGGCUGCCGUAGUGAGCCCUGGCCUCUGUAAUGGCUAUGGGUUCCGUCGUGAGCUUGAGGAUAAAUGGUAUAUCUUAUAAAAGAUCACGGGAAUUACAUAACGCCUACCUACACAACUAGAUAUAACGUACAUGACUAAGGUGACUAAGGUGUUAAGCUGUGGUCAUUUUGAUGAGCGGUUUAAUGAAUAUUUCGAUUUCGUAUAAUGAAAGGAAGAGGAAGCCGAUGCCAUUUAUCUAUCGAACAAUGUAGGGUAGACCAUUCCGCUUGAUAUCGACGUGAAAAGAUCCCUGUCCUAGUCUCCCGCUACCUGCAGCUCAUGUCAGAUUUUCGAAAACGUGUGAUGUGCUGAAAAUGGGAAAGGCUUGUUUGAAGAAAGAACGAACCAAAAUGAAAACUGAAAAUGCGGAGUGUCACUAGCGACGUGUGGCAUCGGGCAGCGGCAGCACGGCACGGGGGAGGGCAGGGAGGGGAAAUCUCAUUUAUACGAACUGAAAUAAAAACUGACCAACGCGUGUGAAAAUCAUACCGUGUUUUGACAUUUUUCUUUUGAAGUUUUCGACACUUAAUAGUGAAAAUGGUACACGAGGAAUGUGUAGGCUGUGUCUGUGGCCCACUACUAUGUGUUGUGAACAUCUCAAUGGUUGACUGUUUCUCAAAACUUGUGUUAUUUACGCUUAACACAUGAAUGCUGUAUCACCUGUUGAGCUUUAAUUAUUUCGCCGCUACUACUACUACUACUUAGCAGGACAAAAUGUCAUCUGGAGGGGAGCCGCCCACUUCCCAGUCCUUUACCCCAUUUUGGAUUGCCGGCCCGGGAUCUCCCUCCACUCCUGUGGUGGGCAAUCCUGUGGCCAACCCUGUUCCACCCACGGAUCUGGCCUCACUUGGUGGAGCCGGAGUGGCUAGCUCUGUACCUUCAGCCAUGUCCCAAGACAUCACCACCAUGGCCAAUGCUGUGCCCCAUGAUGACUUCACCAAUGGCCUAGGUGAACCUUCUGCCCCUCCUCCACCCCCUGAGUCACAACAACCACAACAACAACAGCAGCAACAACAGCAACAACAGGCAGCACCUUCAGAAUCUCCUACCAUUGUGAAGACUCAGCCUCCAGACCCUCCUUCUCUUGAGGCUACACAGGUACAGACUGUUCAGGUACAAGCUGUUCAGGUGCAGAGAGCCCAAGUCCAGGCUACUCAGGUGCAGGUCACUCAGGUGCAGGGUGGACAAGUAGUACAGGGGAGUGGAGGGACAACAGAAGUGAGGGUGGUGGAAGGUACCAAUCCUCCAGCAUGCUCCAGUGGUGCACCAGCACAGUUCUUUCACACAACUGUGGAGCCAGAGGCUACAGAAGUUCAGGAGACACUAGAAAAGAAAAAAAUCAAGGUUCAGCGAAGAAGACUCUCCCCAUCACAUCGUGAGAUGAUUAUAGACUUGGUGUUCAAUGAGAAGAAGACGUCCAGGGAGGUUGCUCGAUAUAUGGGACUCCCACAGUCCACAGUUAUGUCAGUGGUACAAGUAUUCAAGAAGGAGCAUCGCAUCCACAAGAAGACAGCCACCGGACGCAAGCGACGUCUAACCACAGCACAAGAGUUUCAGCUAUUUGAGAUGUCACAGGAGAGGGACAAUAUCUCUGUAGAUGAGAUCCGCACACGAUUCUUACAGCUCUUCCCGGAGUUUGGUCAUAUCUCUAAAACCACCAUCUACCGGACUCUGGAGAGAGGCAAGAAAGGACUUAUUGGCAUGGAUCCCCCUCCAGAGCGAUAUCUUGAGCCAAUUGAGCGAUUCUGGGGACUUAAGAAAAAAAUAAAACCAAAAAAAGUGGGUGGUGGGUCUGAUCAAGCAACAAACCACAGUGUACUGGAGCCAAGUGUCAGUAUUAUGGAGGAGACUGGACCCAUAGAGACCAAUUCCCAAGAGAAGGAUAUCAUCAGCCGCCAGCGCAGAUCUCUUUCCAUCGCUGAGCGGGAGAUGAUCAUAAGUCUGUUCUUCAAUGAGAACCGCACAAUACGGGAAGUGGCUGACUUCAUGCACCUUGCCAAAUCCACUGUGUCUUCGGUGGUGCAGGUGUUCAAAAAGGAACACCGCAUCCAACGCAAGACUUCCACUGGCCGUAAGAAGAAGCUGUCUGAUGAGCAUGAACAAAUGAUCAUGGACAUUCUCUCUCAAAAGGAAGACAUAACUAUAGAGGAGACAAGAAAUAGAUUUCUCUCCCUCAAUCCAGAGGUUCCCAACAUAAGCAAGAGCACCAUAUACAGAAUCAUGGAAAACUGUCAGUCUAAGUUGCGAGCCAGGUCAGACAUGGAAGUGUUUGUUGGGGCAUUUGUACAUUCAACUGAUGAUUCCCCUAUGGUGGUGCUGCCGGGCAUGGUGAUGGGCGUCCUCAACACCAAGAUUGAAUUCAUGGAGAGCCUGGAAGAACUGGACCACUUGAAGGCUGAGUAUGGCUUCACUGAUUCAAACAUCCACUACAUGACCCCAGGACAAUUCAUGAUGCCAGGAAUGAUUGACACCCACAUCCAUGCAUCACAGUUUCCCAACAAUGGGGUUGCCAUGGAUCUACCAUUGCUGGAAUGGCUUCAGACGUAUACCUUCCCCACCGAGGCCAACUUCUCAGACACCUUGUUUGCCCGUGAGGUGUACAGCAAAGUGGUGGAGAGAUUGCUUAGAAAUGGCACCACAACUGCUGCUUACUUUGGUACCAUCCACCUUGAAGGAUCCAAGAUUCUGGCAGAUGUGGUGCAUGACAAAGGGCAGCGUGCACUGAUAGGAAAAGUCAACAUGAUGAGGAACUGUCCUGAAUACUAUCGUGAGAUGAGUGUUCAGGACUCCAUCCGGGACACCGAGGAGUUCAUUAGAUACGUACGAGGCAUACAGUCUCCUCUCGUUCAGCCCAUUGUGACGCCUCGCUUUGCCCCAACAUGUCCAGAGGACCAGCUAGCAUCACUAGGGCAGCUGGCCAGUAAAUAUGGCUGCCACAUCCAGAGUCACCUGGGAGAGACCCAGCCUGAAUGCAACUGGGUGAAGGAACUCUUCCCAUGGGCCAAGUCAUACACUGAUGUUUAUGACAGCAUGAGGCUUCUUAGUGAGAAAUCAGUGAUGGCUCACUGCAUAUGGCUGGGAGAUGAGGAGAUCUACACUUUAAGAGAGCGAGGUGUUGGCAUCUCCCACUGUCCUAACUCCAAUAUUGCCAUCCGCUCUGGCCUCUGUGAUGUCCGACGUCUUCUUAACCAUGGCCUUAAAGUUGGUCUUGGCACAGAUUGCUCUGGCGGCUAUAGCUCCUCUAUCCUGGAUGCCAUCAGACAAUCCCUACAGGUGUCUAAUGUAUUGGCUCUUGACCGUGACCAGGACUACCAGCGAAUUUCAUACAAGGAAGCUUUCCGCAUGGCUACUCUUGGGGGUGCCAAAGUACUCAACAUGGAAGAUCGUAUUGGCAAUUUUGAAAUAGACAAGGAGUUCGAUGCUCUGUUGAUCGAUGUGACAGCUCCUGGCUCAGCUGUGGAUGUUUUUAGUAAGGAUGCCAUAGAUGACAAGAUCCAAAAGUUCCUAUACACUGGUGAUGACCGCAACAUUGCCCGAGUGUACGUGGCUGGCCACCGCAUCCUGGACCUGCACAAUAGGAACCUGCACUAGUAGCCAUUGUCCAGCCAGCGUGUGGUGUGGUACACAAGGUGGUGGAAAAGCUCAGAGGUGCCAUAUAUCUUAAGUAGCAUUGUGGUGUGGCAGCUGUAGGAAGGAUGAAGCAGGGGCACUGUAGCAGCUGCCUAAAUAGACACAAGCUAUGCUAUACAGUAUUUUUGCAUUUUAGAUAUGUAUAAAAGAAUAACUUUUAUAGUACACGAGUCAUUUGCCUUUCCUUUUCUGUGUGCAUGUGUGUGUGUGUAUGUUUGUGUGUGUGUGUGUGUGUGUGUGUGUGUGUGUGUGUGUGUGUGGGUGCAUGUGUGCACUUGUGUGUGUAUGUAAAAAUAUUUAAUACAUAUCCUACCAUAAGGCCAGUCCAGAUAUGUGUCUGUUUGAGCAUUCUCAUGGAAUAACAAAUAUUUUUGUGAACACGACUUUGUGUCCAGAAAUAAGCCAGAUAGAAUUACCAUUAUAGUGGGUAAAUGAAACUCAGUGGACAAACUGGUGGUUAUGAGAAGUAACAAGAGGAUAAAGACUAAUGUUAAAGGAAUGUUGCAAUAUUUAACUGCAAAAUUCUUUUCACCAAAUGUCACAAGAGCAGACAUUGAAUUGGCUGGCAUCACCAUUGCUCUUGGCCAGUCAACUUGUGGUACUGGCAGACAAACAUCUGCAUAUACACACAAACCGUUCAGCAGCAUAGCCAGGGCUAGCAACUUGACCUCGCAUAAAUAAGUGUUGUCAUUCCUGUGAACUCCAAAGGUCUAGGACCAUAACACUCCCACUGUUUCAGUGGCCAAUAGUUUUCUUCCUCCUGAAUCAAAUUCAUACCAUGUGUAUAAUAAAAGCAACCAGUUCUACGUUUGUUGGUAAUAUAAAGUAAUCUUUUUUAUUCAAUGAGGUUUUCUUUGAUAUACAUUUAAUUUUCCCAAAAAAUGAAGAAUUUAUAUAUAUUUGCUAUGUUGCACAAUGUAACAUGAUAGCCACAAUUUAUUGUUACUAAUCACAUAAAAUAUGCAAAUAUUGAGUGACCUGAGGUGCUUCAGUCAAGAAGCACAUGGCCUGCUUCCUCUAGCUCCUGCAGCAGCACAGCAGUGAGCAGUAUGGCUUCCAUUGUUAUGCAGAAUUACUUUUGUACAAUUGCUGUGAGACAUGCUUCCUUGAGUGUUAGUCCAGGUGAUGGCCUUGAAAUGGGAGGUUUCUUCCUGACAAACAAUAAUAGGUAAAGUCUGUGCUAGCCUUCAGUAUUAGCAGGAAUUAUCUGUUAAAAAUUACCGUGUAUUUUCAAAACUUAUUUUUUUACAAUGUUUUGUUUUAUUUGAUGAUGCUGAUGUUAGUCAGCUUACUGGUUGUGAUGAGUUUAAGGCAACUGGUGGACUGACAUAUUUAUGUUCUAAGAUAAGUGAGUUGGUCCAUUUGCCAGUAACACAAAACCGUCUUGCUAGCUUAAUUGAUGUUAUACAUUUGUGUUACACAAAGCAAUCCAAGCUGUCCCAGUCACCACUUGUAAAUAUAUAUUUUUUACAAUACAUAUAAUAGAAAUACUCUUAAAACAUUCCCACUUGUAUAGUACUUUAGGAGAGGAUAUUGGUGGAAGAGUGUUGGUGUGACACAGGGAAAUAUUAGGCAGCUGAUGCACUCACUGAAGUCUGCCCAUCAGUUAGAAAAUAUUUAAAUCAACAGUAAUAAGGACUCGUAGGUUGUGUUCAGUAAUUCAUAAAAUGCAUCAAUAAAAUAAUAAGUUUCUUCCACACCAACAUACAAUAAUGUACCAAACUUGCACAUUAUUGUAUGAUCCUUGGAGCACAAAAGUGUCCUAUGUUCCAUAAGAAAAGUAAACCAUUGACCCUG
This is a messenger RNA of Portunus trituberculatus (swimming crab), 6398 nucleotides long. RefSeq lists its product as uncharacterized. Gene Ontology annotation, molecular function: zinc ion binding; guanine deaminase activity. The transcript is spliced from 16 exons. Gene Ontology annotation, cellular component: cytosol. The record is from RefSeq and is a predicted model, not a curated record. Lineage: Eukaryota; Metazoa; Arthropoda; Malacostraca; Decapoda; Portunidae. The coding region runs from base 1686 to 4562 and encodes 958 amino acids. Gene Ontology annotation, biological process: guanine catabolic process.